CAAGACAAGAUCUCCAUAUUUGCCUCCUGUAAAAAAAUUCAAAAGCAAAACCCUAGAAACAAAACUAGAUCCAAACAAUUUUCAAUUAAAUUUCAUCUCCACAAACCAAAGUUUUCCACAUUUUUCUUCAAUCUAGGUGCCCUUUUUUAGUUCCCAGUUUUGUAAUGGAAUGGUCUGUAUCAUCUGCUACCAAUGCUUAUCUUGAUACCCUCAAACUGUGCAACGAUGAGAAGAGACGGCAAAACUCAUGGAAGACGCCGGAGCUGGAGAGCAAUGAGUUCAUAUCAGCCCUAGCAGCAGGCAUGAAAGCAAAGCUUAUAGUUGAGGUAACCUCUGGGGUGUCUCCAUCAACCAUAGCCCUAGCAGCGGCGGCCAGACAAACCGGAGGCCGGUUGGUCUGUAUUCUCCCUGAGCGAGUCCUGGACGAAUCCACCAAAGUGAUCAAAGACUCGGGCCUCAGAGACAUGGUGGAGUUCAAAACCGGCGACCCCUAUGAGCUGUUGCCCAGCUAUGAAAAGAUAGACUUCUCUUUCGUCGACUGCAAGACCGAAAACUAUUCAAGGUUGGUGAAUGUACUGGAUGUUAACCCUAGAAGAUCAGUGGUGGUGGCAAACAAUCUGGUGGGAGGGAAAAAAGGGUUGGGAGGCCAUGUAAAAGGGCUGAAGGAUAAGGUUGAAGUGAGGUCCAUUGGAAAAGGCAUGGAGGUGACAAUGAUAGGGAGAAGCGACGACACCGAUCAGAAGAGCGAUUGCAGUGGAAGAGGUGGAGACGGAGGCCAUUCUCAGGGUAAAAGAAGAGGGGCCAAAAGCAAAUGGAUUGUGAAGGUUGAUGAAGAGAGUGGAGAAGAACAUUUUUUUAGGAUGCCCAGGUCUCUUUAGAGCUUCUUCCACAAGAAACUUCGUCCAUGGCAGCAACGCGGAGGUGAAAUAAACGCAUUGGCACUUUCAGAUACAAUCUAUAACAAGGUCAUACCCUGAAAAACCAAUUUGUUCUAGUAUACCAAUUUGUCGGGUUUUUUUCGGGUUUUCAGUGAAUCAAGUGACAGGAAGAACAAGGAGGGAUCAAUGUCACCCCUGCAGCUAAACAUCAACCAGAUUUAUCUAUUGAAGUACUAUUAAACAAGGCCCACUGUCUACUAUAUAUAUUGGUAUAUUAUCUUCCUAAGGUAUAGAAAUAAAACAAAUAGUAAUAUCUCUUACUGCA
Messenger RNA from Vitis riparia (riverbank grape), 1203 nucleotides. RefSeq lists its product as uncharacterized. The record is from RefSeq and is a predicted model, not a curated record. NCBI's taxonomy places the organism in Eukaryota, Viridiplantae, Streptophyta, Magnoliopsida, Vitales, Vitaceae. The transcript has 2 exons. The coding region runs from base 165 to 878 and encodes 237 amino acids.